CCGGGGUCGUCCCCUCCCGCCCUCUCCUUCCACUGACGCAGUCCGUGCCGCACCAGCUCUAACAUGGCGGCGAGGCGCUAAGGAGCGCGGGGCGACGCGGGCCGCGAGCGGGAUUCUGGAUGGCUAUCUUUGCAAUAUAAAUCAGUGUGGAUUUGUGUUCGUGCAUGUGAAGAUGACCUGAAACAAAAUGCCAGAAAUGUGGAUUUAUGUGCUUUAUUUUUCAUUUGGGCAUCGAAUGAAGACCGCUGCCAAAGAUAGCUGUAAAUUGAUGCGAGGAACUAAUAUGAAGACAAAGUCAAGGAGAAAUUAGAGUAUUAAAAUUUUCGAAGCCAUGGGAGUAAAGGUCCAGAGACCUCGUUGCUUUUUCGACAUAGCCAUCAACAAUGUACCUGCUGGAAGAGUGGUCUUUGAACUAUUUUCAGAUGUGUGUCCAAAGACAUGUGAGAAUUUUCGCUGCCUUUGCACAGGUGAAAAGGGUACAGGAAAAUCCACCCAAAAGCCAUUGCAUUACAAAAGUUGUCUAUUUCACAGGGUAGUGAAAGAUUUUAUGAUCCAAGGCGGUGACUUCAGUGAAGGAAAUGGCAGGGGAGGAGAAUCCAUUUAUGGUGGCUUUUUUGAAGAUGAAAGCUUUGCUGUAAAGCACAACAAAGAAUUUCUUCUUUCAAUGGCCAACCGAGGAAAGGAUACAAAUGGUUCACAGUUCUUUAUAACUACUAAACCUACACCUCACUUAGAUGGACAUCAUGUUGUUUUUGGACAAGUCAUCUCAGGUCAAGAAGUUGUGAGAGAAAUAGAAAACCAGAAAACAGAUGCAUCUAGUAAACCAUAUGCUGAAGUACGCAUACUGAGUUGUGGAGAGUUGAUUCCAAAAUCCAAAGCCAAGAAAGAAGACAAGAAAAGGCACAAGUCGUCUUCCUCAUCCAGCGACUCGGAAAGUUCAAGUGAUUCAGAAUCAUCUUCUGAUUCAUCAUCGGAUUCUGAGAGUGCUUCAGAAGAGAAAUCUAAAAAGCGAAAAAAGAAACACAAGAAAAAUUCCAAGAAACAUAAGAAGGAAAAGAAAAAGAGAAAGAAAAGCAAGAAAAGUUCAUCUAGUGAAAGUGAGGAUGAAAACCCUGAAGCACAGCCGUUAUCUACUGUCCGUCCUGAAGAAAUUCCUCCAAUACCUGAAAACCGGUUCUUAAUGAGAAAAAGUCCUCCUAAAGCAGAUGAGAAAGAAAAAGAGAGGAAAAGCAGAGAGAAGGAAAGAGAGAGUAAUCUAUCGAAUUCUCAGUCAACAUACCAGAGAAGGCUGCUGGUGACCAGAUCGGGAAGGAAAAUAAAAGGAAGAGGACCAAGGCGUUACCGGACUCCUUCCAGAUCCAGGUCAAGAGAUCGGUUCCGACGCAGUGAAACUCCUCCACAUUGGAGGCAAGAAAUGCAAAGAGCUCAAAGAAUGAGAGUGUCAAGUGGAGAAAGAUGGAUAAAAGGAGACAAGAGUGAAAUAAAUGAAAUCAGGAAAGAUAAUCAAAAAAGCCCAGGAAGAGGAAGGGAGAGAAAAACAUCAGACCACAGACAAGUUUCUGAAAGUCCAAGCAGAAGAGGGGAAAAAGAGAAGAAAAAAGAUCAUAAAUCCAGCAGUAAAGACAGGGAGACAAGAAGAAAUUUGGAAAAAGAUGACAAGCAUAAUAGAAGCAAGACCAAGAAAAGAGGCAAAUCUAGAAGCCAUAGUAAAAGCAGAGAGAAAUCAAGAAGUAAAGAAAGAGACUCCAAACACAGCAGACAUGAUGAGAAGAGAAGAUCAAGAAGCAAAGAGAGGGACCGUGAGAAAGACAGAGAAAAAGAAAAGCACUAUGAUUCUAGAGGGAGAGAUAAAGAAAGAAGUAGGAGUAAAGAGAGAAGCAGAAGGGCAGGUUCAAGAAGUAAUGAACAUAACCAUAGGAAGAGUAAAGACAGGGAGAAACAUAAAUCAAGAAGCAGAGAGCGUGAGCAUGCUAGAGGAAAACAUAGUUCCAGCAGUAGAACAAGGGAACGAAGCAAAAGCAGAGAUAGGGGUAGAAGGGGUAGAUCAAGAAGCAGAGACAGAGAUCGCAGUCGAAGUAAGGAAUAUUCAAGGAACAGGGAUAGAGAAUCAAGAAGAAGACGAUCAAGAAGCAGAGAAAGGAGAGGUACACCAGAUAGAUACAGAGGAAGAGAAAAUAGGAGGAGGAGAAACUCGAGGAGCUCAGAGAGAGAGGAAAGUCAGAGCAGAAACAGAGAAAGAUACUCAAAUAGAGAAAGUAGAAGCUCAUAUAGGAGGAAUGAUAGUGAAAGCCAAAGGAAGAGGCAUUCAAAAAGCCAUGAAAGUAGCAGUCCUGAAUCCAGUAAAGGUAAGAAGUCUAGUAGAGAUCAAGAUAGAAGUCCAGAUUCAAAAAAGAGACCAAGUAGCAAAGAGAGAGAAUCAAAAUCGUACUCACACAGGAGUAAUGAAAAGGAAAAGACCAGAUCCUCAGCUGAAAAAGAAAUUAACCAAAAAUCAGAGAGUCAGGACAGAGAUCAUGCCCCUGGUAAGGAUAAGAAAUCUGAUCGUGAAACAAGUCCUGGAACAGAUGAUGACAGGCAUGGAUGAGUGUUUGGACUUAAUGUUUCCAUCGUCUCAAAGUUUUAGAGACGUUUUGAGGAACGCCUUUUUUUAAGAUGUGGACUUCAGUUUGGUCUUUUGAUAAUCUAAAACCUGGAUCAUUUGUACUGCUAAAGUUUUAAUAAACUUGAAAUGAAAAAUU
Lagopus muta (rock ptarmigan) is the source of this 2738-nucleotide messenger RNA. RefSeq names its product peptidylprolyl isomerase G (gene PPIG). The coding region runs from base 332 to 2584 and encodes 750 amino acids. Gene Ontology annotation, molecular function: peptidyl-prolyl cis-trans isomerase activity. Lineage: Eukaryota; Metazoa; Chordata; Aves; Galliformes; Phasianidae. The transcript has 14 exons. Gene Ontology annotation, cellular component: nucleus. The record is from RefSeq and is a predicted model, not a curated record. Gene Ontology annotation, biological process: protein folding; protein peptidyl-prolyl isomerization.